AGUUGUCAAUAAAUAAUUUUGAAACUUGAAAGCCGCUUUUUAAUAAUUAUUUUAAUUUUGGUCACUAAUUUCGUUAUGUUAAAUAACAGGGAAGUGAAUUAACAAACUUUACUCGAUUACUGUAGGAAAUACAUUCGGAAAGGGUUAAAUAAUAGCUAAGUUGUUUAAAUAAACAUUUUAACAACUUAGCGAUUAGCUUAGCGACUUUCUCUGUUUUUUCCUGAGACCCUAUUUUUCCAAUAUUGUUAUUCAUAAGCGAAAUUGUAUUACUGUGCCUUCGAUAAAGUGAAGAUGGAUGAUCCAGCUAGUAGUGUUGCAUCGUUGCUUCUCAAACUGUGUAAAGGAUUGUCAUCGAAUCCAGAUGGUGCAUAUGAGCUGGCUCUAUCUUAUUUAUCUGAAAAUGAGAAAGUUCGAUCAGUGAUAGAUGAAGGGAGGUCAGUUAAAGUAAAAGAGAGACAGUUAUGUCAAAAAAUUCAUGCGCGAUUGUCUAAUGUGUCAGCGAGAGAUGCUGAUAAAUUCAAUGAGUCUUAUGCAAAGUUGAAGGAUUCUUUUGUAUUAAAGCAGCGAGAAGCAGUGUUGUCACUUUUAUUGGCUCUCUCGGAAUCACCACAAAAUUCGGAGAGUACCCAGCAGCUGUUUCCAAUGCCUGAUCUUGCAAUACCAAGUGCUACAGUAGGACUAUCCACUGCUGCAUCAAGUUCCAGUAAGAGUACAAUAGGUUCUGUCAGCUGGAAUAGCCAUGCUCCCAAACAAAUGGGGUCCAACCAAAGUCUGCCUUCCACUAAUAGCAAUAUGGGCAUUGCUUUGCCCUCCAAUGAUAGAUCAACUGAUCGUUCGUGCGUACGGGCGGCCGUGUUAGCUGCAACUGGUGUUAAGUCCCGCUGCACGAAUGUCUGGCCGCGCCCUGUCCAAAUGAUGUACUCACGGAUCGCACAUCUUGGCUUCCUCCAUGAUCGCCUCAAAGAGUUCAUUGAUCCUUCAUCAGGACUUAUGCCUCAAGGUUUGAUGGGUGAAGGAUUAGUGGCGUCAAUACGAGAUGAACUUACAGAGUAUUAUCGAAGCAUCGCAAUAUUGCAGUCACAGGUGUAUGAGGGAGACGGUGGCGGCGGAACAUUACGACGAGUCUGUGUGUGGGCACAAGAACCACUACACAGACUGACGUGGUUGGCUAACAUUGCACACACAGCACACCACAAAAAAGGUGGUGAGUUAGCCUCGUGUAUUCAUCGCUUCGUGCGCCACGGUGACGAACGCGUCGCAAUGCUUGCGCGUCGGUUGCUCACUGCGCUCACGUAUCCACUGCUACUCAUGCUCACGCGGUGGCUUUUACACGGAGAGAUUGAUGACCCAUUCAAUGAGUUUUUCAUUGAAAGCAGAAGUGGCGUACCUAUCGACAGAAUGUGGCAUGAUAAAUAUAGAGUAAGAGAGUGGAUGGUACCGUCGUUCAUGUUGCGCGAGCAAGCGGCGCAGAUCCUAGCGACGGGCAAGAGCGUUGUGUUCAUGCGGGAGGCGUGCGCAGACGAGCCCACACCGGCUGACCACCACCACCACUUGCAUGACCUGCUGCAGGCACACGACGCCUCCGUGUCAAGCUUGGGCCGGCCGGCGGACAAGUUGGACAGCGCGGCGACGGCUUGGUGGGAAGCCAGCGGACUGCGCUCGGGUGUUGGUGCGGCGCACGCAGCGGCGUCGGCGCGCCUGUUAGCCGCGCUGUCCACGCACCACCACCUGCUAGACCACCUCGCCGCACACCGCCGCUACCUACUGCUGGCGCAAGGAGACUUCGUGCACCACCUCAUGACACUGCUGCAGGAGGAACUAAGCAAGCCGGCGACAUCUUUGUACGUACACAAUCUGACGUGCACGUUGGAGACAGCCGUUCGUGCGACCAACGCGCAGUUUGAGCCGCCGCAUGUUCUCGCACGUUUACACGUCAACCUGUAUCCGAACUGCGACGGUCGCGAGGACAGCGGGUGGGACGUGUUCGCAUUGCAGUACCGCGUCGACGGGCCCCUAGGCACUUUGUUCCCGGCCACGUGCGCCGCUCGCUACCGGGCGCUUUUCACGCAGCUGUGGCGAGUUAAACGCAUCGAGCACGCGCUGCACCACGCGUGGCGCGACCACACCAUCCUGCAGAAAAGACUUAGGACAAUGCCGGAGGUGUGGGGUCUGAUGCGCCGUGUGUCGUGCCUGCGUGCGGAGGCACUGCGGCUGUGCGGCGCGUUGCAGGAGGCCAGCUUCGAGGGGGCGGAAGCGGCUUGGGCCGAGCUGCUAGCGGCGGCCGCCUCGCGGCAGCACCUCGACCGCCUGCUGGCACUGCACCACCGCGCACUCGACCGGCACUCCAUCCACGCCAUGAUACACCACACCACACAGGAACUGCAGUCAUAUCUUGGCAACGUGCUCAACGAGACUUUAGCACUAAGGAGUUUUGAGACGACACUGCACGCUGGUAUCAACCGCGAGCUCGAACGACGCGAUCAACUAGAGCAGUUGAAAGCUGAACGAGUAACACGAGGAGAGUUCCCGGUCGGUAGCGCAGAUGAAGCUCGAGAUAAAGAAAAGAGGAAGAUAUUCCAGCAAUUCUUAGCAAACAGAAAGGCUGAUUUAAAUGUUUGGGCACGAACCUACAGAGGCCACGUGACUACAUUAAUUCUAAAGCUUGCUUUACACGCUGAGGUGUCGCUGCAAACACUCGCCUUCCGACUUGACUACAGUGAUUUCUACAAACGUGGUGAUGCUAAGCUCCACGAACCACUGACAUACCAACACAAACGACUUAGCGAGAUUGGACUUCAUUUGGCAAAGAGCAAACUGAUAGACCAUUCAAGGAAAAAGUGACAUUUGGUGAAUCCAGUUGUCGCUAAAAAUAUCUUCACAGUGCAUCAGUACCGAAUACAUGUGCUUUGAUUGUGCAGUUUUGGAAUUUUGAUGUAGUUAAUAAUAACUUAGCCGUAAGAAUUCAGCCACAUCUAAAUAUUUAUUUUUACUAAGAACGCACCUAGAAGAAGUAAAUCGCUCUCUAUAUUUUUAACAGUGCCAUUUUAUAUUAAUGUUGAUAAAUGUUUAAUACUUUAUCUCUGGAAUUCGUUUGUUUAAUCUUAAAAAAACUUAAGAUUAAUAAAUAUUUAUUAAUUAACAGA
Molecule: messenger RNA, 3143 nt
Organism: Pararge aegeria (speckled wood butterfly)
Lineage: Eukaryota; Metazoa; Arthropoda; Insecta; Lepidoptera; Nymphalidae
Gene: Grip91
Product: gamma-tubulin complex component 3 homolog
Exons: 18
Coding region: 292-2841 (849 amino acids)
Biological process (GO): mitotic cell cycle; meiotic cell cycle; microtubule nucleation
Cellular component (GO): centrosome; equatorial microtubule organizing center; spindle pole
Molecular function (GO): gamma-tubulin binding; microtubule minus-end binding
Source: RefSeq, a predicted model, not a curated record